Molecule: messenger RNA, 1761 nt
Organism: Pochonia chlamydosporia 170
Lineage: Eukaryota; Fungi; Ascomycota; Sordariomycetes; Hypocreales; Clavicipitaceae
Product: high affinity methionine permease
Exons: 4
Coding region: 1-1761 (586 amino acids)
Biological process (GO): amino acid transmembrane transport
Cellular component (GO): membrane
Molecular function (GO): L-amino acid transmembrane transporter activity
Source: RefSeq, a predicted model, not a curated record
AUGGGCCUCCGGUUCUGGCAAACGUCUAACAAGGCGGCGCCUAGUCCAGACACUGUAUACGCAUCCGACAGUUCGUCGGACAUUGUGUAUGACGGCGACCUCGCCUUUACUCGUGUCAAGGGAGGAAAUGGCUCGGAAGCCACCUAUCAAGAAGCUGUUGGUGCGCCAGUUGAGAGAAACUCCCCAUUAGGAUAUCAUGUAGGAUGGGCAACAAUCAUCUUUCUCAAUGUCAACCAAAUGAUUGGCACGGGAAUUUUUUCAACACCCGGGAAUAUACUCAAGGCAACCGGUUCUGUCGGGCUGGCUCUGAUAUACUGGGCUAUCGGUGCCGUUAUGGCUAUAGCUGGCUUUGGAACAUAUCUCGAACUGGCCAGUUACUUUCCUAAUCGCAGCGGGUCCGAAGUGGUUUAUCUUGAGCAAGCGUAUCCUCGACCAAAAUACUUCUUUCCCAUCGCAUAUGCGGUGCAGUCUGUCAUUCUGUCAUUCAGCAGCAGUAAUGCCAUCGUCUUGUCACGAUAUUUGUGGCGAAUUGCAGGAAAGACACCUUCUGACUGGCAGAUGAAAGGGGUUGCUAUUGCUGCAUACACGCUUGCCGUAAUUUGCGUCGUUGCACACAACAAGUACUCCCUCUGGGCUGUCAACAUACUGGGUGUUUUGAAGAUUAUUACUCUUGUAUUCAUCAGUAUCACAGGACUGGUAGUCCUUGGCGGCAAUGUAUCUCGAGUUCCACAUCCUGGCGACAACUUCAGCAACGCCUUUGAGGGCACAACAAACAACGGCAACGACUUAUCCACAGCACUUGUCAGCAUCGUGUUUGCCUAUACUGGCUUCUCCAAUGCCUUUAAUGUGGUCAAUGAGAUUAAGAACCCUAUUCCGUCAAUCAAGAAGCAUGGCUUCAUAUCGGUUGUGAUCGUGGCGGUCCUAUACAUGCUCUGCAACAUUGCCUACUUUGCAGCAGUGGACAAGGUCCAAUUCGGAAAGUCCAAGGAGAUUGCAGCAGGCGUCUUCUUCACCACUGUCUUUGGUCCCGGCGCGGCGGAAACAGCUCUCAAUGUGCUUGUCCUUCUAAGCGCCUAUGGAAACCUCUUGGCUGUACUUGUUGGCCAGUCGCGGAUGAUUCGCGAAAUUGGCCGACAGGGUGUUUUGCCAUUUACCAACUUUUGGGUUGCAACGAAACCUUUUGGAACUCCAAUCGGUCCGUAUUUACUCAAAUGGGUCAUGACAUUCGUCAUGAUUGCUGCGCCGCCUGCGGGUGAUGCAUUCCAAUUUGUCGUCAGUCUCAAAACAUACCCAGAGGCCAUGUUUGGCCUGGCAAUGACUGUCGGUGUCUUCAUUAUACGACGCCGCAGAAGCCGUAAUAAGUUACCCAGGUCGCAAUUCCGCGUCUGGGACGUGUUGUUGGUGUUUUACAACUUGAUCCAGGUCUACUUGCUGGUCAUGCCCUGGUGGCCGCCAAAAGGAGGACCAUACGCCGGCGAUGUGAGCUUUUGGUACGCUACAUACUGCGUGACUGGUAUUGCUAUCAUGAUUGUAUGUGGACUGUACUAUGUGGCGUGGAUGUAUGUCAUUCCAAAAUGGCGAGGGUAUCGAAUUCGCGCCGAGGUGACCAAGGCCGAGGAUGAUAGUGUUAUUUCGCAUAGGCUUGUCAAGGUUCCACUGGUUGAGGUAGAACAAUGGGAUGCUGAGCAUGACGAGUCAGGCCAGUUGAGACUGAGGCAUGUAACCAUUCGAGAUGAGAAGGGAAGCGGACCUGAAGCAUGA